Messenger RNA from Caenorhabditis remanei, 228 nucleotides. RefSeq lists its product as uncharacterized. Lineage: Eukaryota; Metazoa; Nematoda; Chromadorea; Rhabditida; Rhabditidae. The record is from RefSeq and is a predicted model, not a curated record. The coding region runs from base 1 to 228 and encodes 75 amino acids. The transcript has 2 exons.
AUGUACUACGAUGGAAACUUUCUUCAUUUGGGGUACAACCGGUACACCGGUAUGUUUAACCAUAAAAAUUUGCACACCACGAAGUUCCUCCAACUUAAAUGGAUGUGCCAAACGAGCUGCAAAAUUGGAAGAAAGAAGGCUCCAAAUCCAACUUUCGAGGACAUUCUCAAGCUUCCAGUCGAAAAUCGCUUCUGGUACCCAGAAAGGGACCACUCUGUCUAUUCCUAA